Phaeodactylum tricornutum CCAP 1055/1 is the source of this 573-nucleotide messenger RNA. RefSeq names its product RNA polymerase C subunit 17 KDa (gene RPC17). Gene Ontology annotation, cellular component: RNA polymerase III complex. The transcript has a single exon. The record is from RefSeq and is a predicted model, not a curated record. The coding region runs from base 1 to 573 and encodes 190 amino acids. Lineage: Eukaryota; Bacillariophyta; Bacillariophyceae; Surirellales; Neidiaceae. Gene Ontology annotation, molecular function: nucleotide binding. Gene Ontology annotation, biological process: transcription initiation at RNA polymerase III promoter.
AUGGCCGAGGAGACGCCCGUACUGAUCAGCAAUGCGGAGGUGUUGGAUAUUCUUGGAGCACGUGUCGCCGAGGCUAAGGCGUCGAAGAAACGACCCAGCUACCGUACGCGGCAUCGGGAUUGGAUCCAAUCGCAAGUGUGCGAGUAUCUACGUGCCACUCCGUGCACGAGGCUGGACCGUGCGCGGCGGAAGGAACUGCAAACCGUAUUGCGCAGUCACAAGAGACGAGUGAGCAAUAAUAACAACAGCAACGACGACAGUAACAGCAGUACGAACGGUACCACUGUGGGUCGGGGCUUUCAACUGACGGAAGCCGAGGCUUUGCAAGUACUGAAUUUCAUGCCGACGGAACCGGUGGAAAUUCAUCUCAUGAUUGAGGAUUUGCACGCCCGGAUGCCGGAAAAGGAUCAGGAAGAACUGCUAAGGAUUGUGGCGUCGUAUCGCAAGGAUGAAAUCUCCGACGCCAGCAACGGAGUAAAGCGAGAAAAGGGAGACCCUUCCUCGCCUCCCAACGGGACUAUGACGACAUCGCCUGUAGUUAAGAAAGAGUAUCCAGAUACCGGCAUGUUAUAG